Messenger RNA from Drosophila takahashii, 1542 nucleotides. RefSeq names its product Betaine-homocysteine S-methyltransferase (gene Bhmt). NCBI's taxonomy places the organism in Eukaryota, Metazoa, Arthropoda, Insecta, Diptera, Drosophilidae. Gene Ontology annotation, molecular function: S-adenosylmethionine-homocysteine S-methyltransferase activity. The record is from RefSeq and is a predicted model, not a curated record. Gene Ontology annotation, biological process: S-methylmethionine cycle.
CUCACACAAGAUAAGCGAAAAAGUUGCCAGCCCAAGCGAAAAAAUCCGACAAAAAUAAUAAAAUUCCAAGUCAACAAAAACUCACAAUAUCACGUAUCUGUCAGAUACAAAAUACAGUCGUAUCGGAUUGGUAGCACCGGAAAAAGUGUUUAGUCUAACGAAUCACGUAGACCACAAAAGUCAUGGAGAAGAACCACAGUUGGAACUGGAGCAACAAAGGAAUACUGGUCAAAUGCGGAGGGUUCUCAUCGCAAUUGGCCAAGAAUGUAACCGAAAAAGUGGACGGAGAUCCAUUGUGGGGCUCCCGAUUUGAUGCCACGAAUCCGGAGGCUGUGAUUAAGACUCAUCUCGACUUUCUGCGUAAUGGAGCGGAUAUUAUUCUAACUAAUACGUAUCAGUCCAGUGUGGAGGGAUUCGUCAAGUAUCUGGGUGUGAGCAGGGAUCGUGGUGUUGAGCUAAUCCAAAAGAGUGUUCAUCUGGCCAAGGAGGCCAAGAAACAGUUUCUUAUAGAGACGAAUUCAGGACUGGAAUCCGCUUUUCCCCUGAUCUUGGCCUCUAUAGGUCCCUAUGGCGCAUGCCUCAACGAUGGAUCCGAGUAUUCCGGCAACUAUGCGGACAAGAUAAGCAAGGAUCAGCUGAAGGAGUGGCACCGGACCAGAUUAGAGAUAUGUCUGGCAGCUGGAGUCGAUGGAUUGGCCCUGGAAACACUUCCCUGCCAGUUGGAAGCGGAGGCAGUUACCGAAUUGGUACUCGAUAAUUAUCCGGAGUCCAAAUUUUGGGUCUCGUUUCAGUGCAAGGAUGAAAAGAGCCUGGCGAGUGGCGAAUCUUUUGCCCAGGCAGCUCUUACAGUAUGGCGGUUGGUCCAAGACCGAAAGGCUGAGGACCGGCUCCUGGGAAUCGGUCUCAACUGUGUGAACCCACUUUUUGUGACGCCUUUGCUAUCAUCUCUUACCAAAGCAGCCGGACCAAACCGAAUCCCACUGGUGGUCUACAGCAAUCGCGGCGAGAUUUACGAUGCGGAUCAGGGCGAGUGGACUGGAAACGGCGAGGAGGUGGUCAAAUUUGUGCCCGAGUGGCUCCGGCUGGGAGUCCGCAUCGUUGGCGGCUGUUGCCGGGUCUAUCCGACGGAUGUGUUGGCGAUCCGCAAGUACGUCGAUAGCCUCAGCAUAAAGCCCUAAUCGGUCGAGCACUCCGAGCACUGAUAGCUGCCUUGUCGUUAAUGCGAAAGCCGUUUCGUGUGACUAGACCUAGACCUAUUUAGUUUGCUAAAUACAUAUGUACAUUUUUGUACCCAGAUCAGAUGGGCUGCCUAAUCAGCAGAGAGUGGAAAAAAGCAUGGACGGCUGGGAGACAAAAACAGAUUAGACGGGCGGACCAAAGGUAAACAAGUGGGCUGGGGACAGGACGGUCACCCGGCGACUGUUUUUGCAAACCUAGCUCAAUUUAAGUCGGAAUCCAAAUCGCAAAAAUCUCUGAUUCAAUUAUUAUAAAACAACAUGCAUUUGUCCUUUAAAAUAAAGUUUAAUACAUUUUUACUCUUCA